Molecule: messenger RNA, 670 nt
Organism: Clunio marinus
Lineage: Eukaryota; Metazoa; Arthropoda; Insecta; Diptera; Chironomidae
Source: the annotation of a GenBank genome assembly
AUGAACGAAGCUUCUAUUCAAUGGGUGAUGAGAACAAUCAACACGAAUCAAGCUGUUAAGAUUCCUAAAGGCGUCUCCGCUAAGGUUGACGCCCGUGUGGUUACAAUUCGUGGACCAAGAGGAAAACUUACUCGCGAUUUCCGUCAUCUUGCUAUGGACAUCAGAAUGUUGAAUCGUAAGAAGGUCCUCGUCGAAAAAUGGUUUGGUUCAAAGAAAGAAAUUGCUGCUGUGAGAACCGUAUGCAGUCAUAUCGAAAAUAUGAUUAAAGGUGUCACUAAGGGAUUCCAAUACAAAAUGCGUGCUGUACAUGCUCAUUUCCCCAUUAACUGUGUCAUCAGUGAAAACAAUUCUUUAAUUGAAAUCAGAAAUUUCUUAGGCGAGAAGCAUAUCCGUCGCGUUCGUAUGCAGGCCGGAGUCACUGUCGUCAAUUCACCAAAACAAAAAGACGAAUUGAUCUUGGAAGGUAACGACAUUGAAGCCGUUUCACUUUCUGCUGCUCUUAUUCAGCAAUCAACAACCGUUAAGGACAAGGAUAUCCGUAAGUUUUUGGAUGGUCUUUACGUGUCUGAAAAAACCACUGUGGUUCAAGAAGAAGAUUAAGCUUGUGAACUACAUUAAUUGAAGAAAAUAAAAUCUUUCUGAUUAAAAUAAAUAAUGAAAGUGUUAAAAA